AUGCUGGACGAGGUCGACCUCUUCGUGAUCGCGGUCGCGAUGGCGUGCAUCUUCGCGAUGGCCAUCUGGUCUGCCUGGCGGGAGCGCAAGGCCGAGGGGCACCAGGGCGCCCAGGUCUCGGGCGACAGCGCAUACUUUCUGGCGGGGCGCGAGAGCACGUGGUGGCUCACGGCUGCGUCUCUCUUCGCCAGCAACAUCGGGAGCGAGCACUUCGUCGGACAGGCCGGCACAGCAGCGCACGCAGGCAUGGCGGUCGCGCUGUACGAGUGGACUGCCGCGUACUUUCUGCUGCUCCUCGGCUGGCUCUUCGCGCCGAUAUACCUCAAGCUCGGCCUGACGACGGUGCCUUCGUUCAUGGAGCUGCGCUUCAGCCGCACGUGCCGCCUCGUGAUGGUGACGGUCACGCUGCUGACGUACGUCAUGUCCAAGGUGGGCGCGGGGUUGUACGCGGGGGGGGUAUUGCUGGACGUCGUGGCGGGGAUGAACCUGUACGCCGCGGCGCCGGCUAUCAUCCUCGCCACGGGCGCGUACACGCUCGCCGGCGGCCUGCACGCCGUCCUGUGGACGGACCUGGUUCAGCUUUUCAUAUUCCUGUCCGGCGGCCUCGCGGGGGCGUGGCUCGCCGUGGGGCGCGUGGGCGGCGUCGACGGCAUGUUCCGGUCCAUGGCGGAGGCGGGGAGGCCCGAUUUCCGGCACCUGUUCCGUCCGGCGAACGACCGCAGCCUGCCGGGGGCUGGCAUGGUGCUUGGACAGACCGUGGGCAGUAUCUGGUAUUGGUGUCUCGACCAGGAGAUGGCGCAGCGCGUGCUGUCGUCGCGCUCCCUGCCGACCGCGCGGCUCGGCACCGCCGCCGCGGGCCUCCUGAAGAUCCUGCCCGUCCUCAUCAUCACCCUCCCGGGCAUCGCUGCGCGCGCACUCUUUGAACGAUGCCGCAUGUCAGACGGCGAGGAGUUCCCCGAGUGGUGCGGCACGGAGCUGGACGAUGAGGAGGGCGCCAACAGGGCGUACCCUCUCCUCGUGGUCAAGGAGUUCCCGUCCGGCCUGCGCGGCCUCAUGGUCGCGUCCUUCCUGUCCGCCAUGAUGUCCUCGAUGGCCGCGGUGUUCAACUCCGCGUCCACCGUCUUCACCUACGACGUGUACAAGGCCCUCUAUCAGGACCCGCGGCGCGUCCGAGAGGCUGCAGUGGCCGCGAACGCCAGGGCGGUGCCGCGCGCGGGGUCCGCGGACGGCGCGGCGCUGGUGGCGCGCACGACGCCCACGUUCGACGAGGCUGACGACGCGGGGACGCACGCGGCGCGGGAUUCGGGGCACAGCAGCGUGCGGAGGCGGGGUUUGUCGACGCCGGAGUCGCGGCAGCGGCGGCGGGCGUCGAUGCCGCCGGCGAGGCGUGGUGGCGUGGAUGACCGGGGGGCGGGGGAGGAGGGGCGGUUGCCGCUGGACGAGGCAGCGCAGCGGCAGCUGGUGCGGGUUGGGCGGUACACGACAGCGGCGAUGGUGGUGCUUGCGUUCGCGUGGCUGCCGGCGAUCAGCUCGCAGCACACGCAGCUCUACCUGCUUGCGCAGUCAUGCACGCAGCACCUCGUGCCGGGGCUGGUGUCCGUGGUGCUGCUGGGGGUGUUCUGGCCGCGUGCGAACGCGCAGGGCGCGGUCGCGGCGCUGGUCGCGGGCGCCGGGGGCGGGCUGCUCCAGCUCGGGGCCAGCAUGAUCGGAGCAGGAUACUGUCGCGACCGCACGCGCGUAGACGACGGCGGCAACGUGCUCCAGGAACUGAAUGGCUGGGACUGGCUUCUAUGUCUUCACUUCCAGUACUGGGCCUUCAUCCUGGCCGCACUGACGGCGCUCGUGGCCGUCGUGGUGUCGCUGCGGUACCCCCCGCCCCCCCCCGGCCGCAUCAGCGACGCUCUGGCGAGGUUCGACGUGGUUGGGGGUGCGCGACGCUACUUGUGCGGCGCGCCGCCGGCGCCGACCGUCACGCACGUCGAUCCGCCUGCGCGCCACGCCGCUUUCGAUCUCGACGCUGCGUGGUGCACCCCGAACGGCACGAGCGGGGUGCAGCACGGUCGCGGGAGCACUGUGGGCGCUGGGCACGACGACGGGGACAGAGCAGGCGCAGAGGACGCGCGCCUGCUGUCGGGGGACCCUGUGGACUCGUCGGCAGUCGCUGGACACGGCGCCGACGUACCGGCGCUGGAGGUGGAGACACCGCGCAGAGGCUGGGCGCCGCGAGAGCACCUUGUGUCGCCACACGACAUCGACGCGAAGCUCCAUCCGGUCGCGAUGGUCAUGUCGUGCGUCGUCGUCACGAUCAUCUCCGGCCUGCUGGUAUACUGGCGGUGA
Messenger RNA from Pedinophyceae sp. YPF-701, 2337 nucleotides. Lineage: Eukaryota; Viridiplantae; Chlorophyta; Pedinophyceae. The record is from the annotation of a GenBank genome assembly.